AAAGUUGAAAGAGAAGGAAUACUUUGGUGUUUAGGUUUUGAGGCCUUCCAACAUACGUCAGGAUGCUCCAAGCUCUUUAAGUAAUUUAUUAUCCGCGUCAAUUCUCCACUUCCUCCAAACUCUGUUCUUCAAUUACGUCUUUUAGCUUACAACUCAAUACCUCUUUCCUUCAUUUUCACCUUCGGCAUUUGAUCAUGGCGGCAAACGCUCACAAUAAUUUCAAUGCAAAACUCGUGUUGUUGGGGGACAUGGGAGCUGGUAAAUCAAGCUUGGUCAUACGAUUCGUUAAGGGCCAAUUCCUUGAAUUCCAAGAAUCGACGAUCGGAGCGGCUUUCUUUUCGUCUGCAGUUUCAGUUAACAAUUCUACGGUGAAGUUUGAGAUCUGGGAUACUGCUGGACAGGAGAGGUACCAUAGCUUAGCGCCUAUGUACUACCGGGGUGCUGCAGCUGCUAUCAUCGUAUAUGACAUCACCAGCGCUGAUUCAUUUGCACGGGCAAAGAAAUGGGUGCAAGAAUUGCAGAAGCAAGGUAAUCCCAAUAUGGUCAUGGCUCUUGCUGGCAACAAGGCUGAUCUAGAAGAUAAGAGGAAGGUGACUGCAGAUGAAGCAUGCUUGUACGCAGAGGAAAACGGCCUAUUUUUCAUGGAGACCUCUGCCAAAACUGCUGUUAAUGUCAACGAUAUAUUUUACGAAAUCGCUAAACGAUUGCCUAGAGCUCAACCUGAUCAAAAUCCAGCGGGAAUGGUACUUGUUGACAGAACAGCAGAAGGAUCACGAGCUGCAUCAUGCUGCAGUUAAGUAUUAUCAUCUCGAUCGCUCCAUUGAUUUCGUGAACUUCAGCCAUGUUUUCGAGACAUUUCUUGCUCUUCAUGUUGUGCUGGUAUGGGACUUGAUGACAGGAAAUGAAAGUCACGUUGUUUAUUGGGAGAUACACAGUAGAAUAUGUAUGUAAACUGUAUUUAAAAGCACCAUAUCUGAGGUGAUUGUCUCUUUUGUUCAUUUAUUCUGUAAAUAGUUGGAAUUUUCUAGGACCCCUUACCCCCACCCCAACCAACUUAUUUUUGACAAUUGGACGCUGUUACUCCCCAAGAAUUGGUUUAGGUGAAUAAGAUUUGCCCAAUUUAGUUGGAGCAUAAUAAUUUCAAAUGUUUAUUAUGGAUAUCAGUUUAAGGUUAAGAUGGUUGUAACAGAAGUGCAUCGCUUAAUAAGGGACUUGUCAAGAAAUAGAAAUGAAAAAGACAAUCAAUGUUAUGCAGGACAUAUCUUUACUUUAUGUGAAAGAAAAUUCUUGUUUAACAACUCAUUCGUCUAUUUUAGAGAUUAAAAGAAAAGGAAAACGAGUGGAGAAGUUAUUUGAGUAUUCACUUUAGUUCAUCUGGACCUAACAAAAUUUGGAUUGAAUUCAUUAAUGUGUUGACUAAAUUAAUUUUAAUAUGUAUAAGUCUGACCUAUUUUCCAUUUGACACUCUUUGAUUGGGGUGUACAUGGGUUGGUUUAAUUCGAUUUUUUAAGUUACUAACCCAAGUUAAUUAGAUUAGUUUUAAAAAAAUUAUAAGUCAAAUUAAAUCAAUAGAAAUCAAUUUUUUUUUGAUCUCAGACUUUUGAGAGUUUUUUCGACAAAAUCUCAAUAUAUCUUUUAUCCUAGCUUCUGAUACAAUAAUUUUUAUGUUAAAAUAUAAUGUUGUCAACGAUGAGAUGCAGAUGAAAUAGGAACAACCAGCUUUAGACUUUAGUUAAACUGCAGAGAGGCUACCUAAUUCCUACUAAUAUGUUCAGUCUCCAAGGGCAUUUAUACAUGUAUUUAUGCACGGAUACAUUAGAUACUUGAUAUUGGAUACAGUGAUACACUGGCGAAAUUGAUAUUAGAUACACAUAUACAUGAAAUUGUGAAACUUAAAUACAUUGUAAAACAAAAAUAUAGAGAUGUAGAGGGACGAAAGAGGCGAGCAAAACAAGAUACAUUUGCUAGAUAAAAUAUAUGUAGAGGCAAAUACAAUAUGUAACUAUUGAAACUAUGGAUGCAUUAACUAAUUAACACCUAUACUAGUGUGUUUUUACUCAUUAAAGUAUCGCUCUUUCAGAUAAAUAGAGAGGAUAUGUUUGUUGUGGACUUUUAGGCCCAUAACAUAACAUCAUUUCCCUUUAGGGUAUUUAAGGAAAUUCAGCCCAUAGCUAAAAAAACAACAAAAUAUCUUGUGUGUUUCAUUUCCAUUGAAGAAAGUGAAGAGACUUUCCAUAAAUUCUAAAAAAAGAAAAGUAUAGUUAAAGCUUCAACUUUUGUGGCAUAGGAGGAAGAGGUAUGAGGAUUUUUGGGAAGCGCAUAUUUCCAAGACAGAUUGUACUAUUCGCUUCUGGGGUGCUGUUUUUGGGUUCAACAACAUAUGACGUGCACAGAUCCAUAAAGAACAACGAAACGCCAGCUUCAAAGGAGCAAAUCCAAGAAUUUGAAGAUUACAUUAACUCUGUCCGACGCCCUUCUUAGGCGUCCUUCUAUUUUUAGGUGCAUAAUACGCCACGUAUUCCUCUUAAUUGUGUACCUAAUAGUUUAUGAAAAGACAUGUUGUAAUUUACCUUAGUAUUAAUUUUUUACCUUUUAGUGUGGGAAUUAUUGUGAUAAUUGAGAAUUGAAACAGAUUUUAGGUAAUUGUAAUAGUCUUUUUUAUCUAUCUAUCUAUCUAUUUUGUUGCCUAAUUUAUAUCGUGA
Molecule: messenger RNA, 2702 nt
Organism: Solanum dulcamara
Lineage: Eukaryota; Viridiplantae; Streptophyta; Magnoliopsida; Solanales; Solanaceae
Product: ras-related protein RHN1
Exons: 8
Coding region: 195-797 (200 amino acids)
Molecular function (GO): GTP binding; GTPase activity
Source: RefSeq, a predicted model, not a curated record